Molecule: messenger RNA, 2786 nt
Organism: Galeopterus variegatus (Sunda flying lemur)
Lineage: Eukaryota; Metazoa; Chordata; Mammalia; Dermoptera; Cynocephalidae
Product: hydroxysteroid dehydrogenase-like protein 2
Exons: 5
Coding region: 975-2357 (460 amino acids)
Cellular component (GO): mitochondrion
Source: RefSeq, a predicted model, not a curated record
AUCCCUCCAACCACUGGGGGACCCCUCCCCAAUGUUACAGAUGAAGAAACUAAGGCUCAGGGUGGCUCUUUGGCUUGUCCAAGUUGGGAUGGAGCAUUGCUAUGGCAACAAAAGAAAAUAUCACUUCAGAGAGAGGAAUGUUAAAGUCAAUUCACAGCAAAAUGAACACUUUGGCCAUGUUUUUGUAUCCUGUUGAGGAAUCUUUGCCUACCCCGAAGGCCAUGAAGAUAUUCUCCAAUGUUUUCUUCUAGAAGCUGUAUUGUUUUGCUUUUCAGUUUAGAACUAUAAUCAUUUUACAAUUGAUUUCCAUGUGCGAUUUGAGCCAGGGGUCAAGAUUCAUUUUUCCAUGUGGAUAUGCAGGUGAUUGGGCACCAUUUGAAAAAUCCAUCCUUUCCUCACUGCACUGGAGUGUCAAUUUGGGUAUGAAUCAAGCAACUCUAUACAUGUGGGUCUUUUUCUGGAUGCUUCAUUAUUUUCCAUUAGUCUGUUUUUUACCCUGAGUCAAUACCAGUCUAUCUUAUCAUAAUUUUAUAAUAAGUCCUGAUAUCUGGUAGUAUAGGUCUCACAGAUUUGUUCUUACUCAAAGUUGUCUUGGCUCUUCUUGGUCCUUCACAUUUUUAUAUAAAUUGCAGAAUCAGUUAGUCAGCUUCCAAGAAAAAUGUGCUGGAUUUUGAUUGGGAUUAUACUGAAUAUAUGGAUCAAUUGGAAGAGAAUUAACAUGUUUACAAUAUUGAAUCUUCUAAUCUGUGUCCAUGGUAUUUCCCUCCCUCCAUUUAUUUAGGCCACUUGCUGGCAGAUCCUGAUGUCUGUCUGAUCAGUGUCCAUAUGCCCAUUCUCUUUCUAUCCUCCCUGUCAUUGGGGACAUUGAUCAGGAUAUAAAACUGUGGGCUUACACCUUACACUCAUUAGGAUGUCUACUGUCAACAAAACAAAGUAAAAAGUGCUGGUGAGAACGUGGAGAAAUCGGAACCUUGAUGCACUGUUGGUUGGAAUAUAAAAUGGUGCAGCCGCUAUGGGAAAUGGUAUGGUGCUUCCUCAAAAAAUUAAAAGUAGCAUUACCGAGUUGCCCUUCACCUUUGCAGCCACCGCCAUCUCCUCUGAUCUGCGAAAGUCAUGUUACCCAACACCGGGCAGCUAGCAGGAUGUACAGUUUUUAUCACAGGUGCAAGCCAUGCAUUGGCAAAGCUAUUGCAUUGAAAGCAGCAAAGGAUGGAGCAAAUAUUGUCAUUGCUGUGAAGACUACCCAUGCACACCCAAAACUUCCAGGCACAAUCUAUACUGCUGCUGAAGAAAUCGAAGCAGCUGGAGGAAAGGCCUUGCCAUGUGUUGUUGAUGUGAGAGAUGAACAGCAAAUCAGUAAUGCAGUGGAGAAAGCAAGUGGUGUAUAUACCCGAAUUGAUGUUUUGGUGAAUAAUGCCAAUGCUAUUAGCUUGACCAACACAUUGGAAACACCUACAAAGAGAGUGGAUUUGAUGAUGAAUGUGAACACCAGAGGCACCUACCUUACAUCUAAAGCAUGUAUUCCUUAUUUGAAAAAGAGUAAAAUUGCUCAUAUCCUCAAUCUCAGCCCACCAUUGAACCUAAACCCACUGUGGUUCAAACAGCACUGUGCUUACACAGUUGCUAAGUAUGGUAUGUCUAUGUGUGUGCUUGGAAUGGCAGAAGAAUUUAAAGGCGAAAUUGCAGUCAAUGCAUUAUGGCCUAAAACAGCCAUACACACUGCUGUUAUGGAUAUGCUGGGUGGAUCUGGUAUUGAAAGCCAAUGUAGAAAAGUUGAUAUCAUUGCAGAUGCUGCAUAUUCCAUUUUCAAAAAGCCAAAAAGUUUUACUGGCAACUUUAUUAUUGAUGAAAAUAUCUUAAAAGAAGAAGGAAUAAAAAAUUUUGACGUUUAUGCAGUUAAACCAGGCCAUCCUUUGAUACCAGAAUUCUUCUUAGAUGAACACCCAGAUACAGUUAUGAAGAAAGUAGAAUCACAUGAAUUCAAAGAAGAGAAACCACAGCCGCAACCAAAACCACGUUCUGGAGCCAUGGAAGAAACAUUUAGAAUUGUUAAGGACUCUCUUAGUGAAGAUAUUGUGAAAGCCACUCAAGCAGUCUAUCAGUCUGAGCUCUCAGGAGAAGAUGGUGGCACGUGGUUUCUUGAUCUGAAAAACAAAGGCGGGAAUGUUGGGUCCGGAGAGCCCUCUGAUCAGGCAGAUGUGGUGAUGAGUAUGUCUACUGAUGAUUUUGUAAAAAUGUUUUCAGGGAAACUAAAACCAUCAAUGGCAUUCAUGUCAGGAAGAUUGACGAUUAAAGGAAACAUGGCCCUAGCAAUCAAACUGGAGAAGCUAAUGAAUCAGAUGAAUGCCAGACUGUGAAGGCAAGAAAAGAAAAUGUUUACUGCUGUGCUCAAAAAGUAAAAAACUCAACAGUUAAAGUCUUAUGUUUGUUUUCUUCACUAGUGUAUCAAGGAUAUGUAUGUUUGUUUUGGAAAAAAAGUAGAAUUUCUAUAUCAUAAGACUUGAAAAUGUAAUUAAAACAGCUAGCUUAUUAAACAUAAGCUUCAUUAAGUGGAAUUCUAACACAUUCUGUUUUUUAUAGUUCAGGGGUUUUGCCCUCUGAGCCUUAUAUCUCACUUGCUGUCUUUCAAGAAGAGUAUUAUGAGCAACCAAUCAGGGUCAAGCAAUAAAAUCAGCUCUUUUCAAAGCUUAUUCUCAUGUAAAAUGAAGCUAGUCUGUUUUUAAAUUUUUAGUUAUAGAUUGUAUAAUAAUGAAAACUUUAAUAAUGUUUUGGAUUUUUAUAUGCUU